AUGGCUGGUUCACAAUUGAAAAAUCUAAAAGAAGCAUUAAAAGCCAAGGGUUUAACUGGAUCUGAUGCAAGCAAGAAAAAUAAUCGCAAAAAAAGACAAGCUAAAGAUUACGACCGUGAGGAAAGAGAAAAAGUUAUUGCUCAAAUAAGACAACAAUUCAAUCCAUUUGAUUUCAAAACCAAUAAAAAUAAGCGUAAUCUAGAUAAAGAUGAUAAAGUAAUUCAGGUUGGGAAACCAGGAAUUUCGAAGCAAAUUGGCGAAGAACAAAGAGCCAAUGCCUAUGAAAGUAAAAAAUUGAUUAAAAACAAAAACGGUUCCUUUAGAGACAAACGUUUUGGUGAAAGAAAUAAGUAUUUGACCGAUGAAGAAAAAAUGCUUGAACGUUUCAAAAAAGAAAGACAAGUUCAAUCAUCUAAAAGAUCCUUAUUUGAUAUAGAAGAUGAUGAAAAUGACACAGAUACUGAUAUUUAUGGUACUAAUCUAACACAUUAUGGUAAAGCUUUGUCGUUUAAAGAUGAUUUUGGUAAUGGAGACUCAGAAGUGGACAGUUCUGAAGAUACUAACGAAGUUGAUGGGUUUAAAAAAGUUACAAGAAAAAGGCAUGAGGAACCUUUUAACAUUGAUGCGGAGGAAGAACCAAAGAGAAAGAAAACAAAGGCGGAAGUUAUGCAGGAAGUUAUUGCAAAAUCCAAAUUUUAUAAACAUGAGAGACAAGCUAAGCAUGAACAAAUGUUAGAGAAGGUUGAAGAUUUGGACGAAGAUUUUGAAUCUAUAAUGAGCGAAUUACGGAAAACAAACAGAAAUCCACCAAAAGAAAGUGGUCUCGAUACACCUGGUUUUAAAGACUACGAUAUGAAAGUUAGAGAAUUAGUAGGUGAAAAAAGAGCCACACCAGCUGAUAGAACAAAAACUGAAGAAGAAUUAACUAAAGAAAGAAAAGACAAACUUAAUGAAUUAGAACAAAAUAGAAUAAAUAGAAUGAAUGGUAUCUUUGGUUUGGAAGACGAAGAAAAAAACGGUGAUGGAGUGGAAGAUUUAGAUGGAGAAGGGUUCUGGGGUGAUAGCGAUUAUAAUGAUGAUUAUAUAUAUGGUGCAAAUAUUCCAAAUUCUGAGGAUGAUGUCUCAUUAUCUGACGCUGAAGAGUUUACUUCUGUAUCAGAAAAAAAGACCGAGCUUGUUCCAUCUUUACCCUGUCCACAAACACAUGAUGAAUUGCUUCACUUUUUAGAAAAAUAUCCUAGCACGGAACAUGUUUCUCUGAUAAAAAAAAUUAUUAGAACCUACCAGCCAAAAUUAGCCGAAGGCAAUAAGGAAAAGUUAAAUACAUUUGUGGGUGUUAUAUUUAGACAUAUUAUUUUUUUAAAUAAUGUUGAUUAUUCAUCCUAUGUUGAAGAGUUUAAAGCCACCCAAAACUCGUUAAUUGCCAUCCUAAAGAUCAUGUCAGAAAAAUAUAACAUGGGCUUAUCGGUAAUGUGUCGUGAGUAUAUAAAGGAAUUACAGCUAAGAUUCAAAAAGCAUUCUUUCAAAUCAUUGGCACCAGGCGAUUUAAUUUUUUUUGUUGUAAUUGGUUUUAUAUUUUCCACUUCAGACCACUAUCAUUUAGUUGUUACACCAGCGAAUAUUUUAAUAGGUGAAUUUUUAGAACAAAUUAAAAUAGAUUCCUUCCAAAGUUUACUUUACUGUGCUAUAUUGUCUUCCAUAAGUUUGCAAUAUCAAAGAUACUCCAAACGAUUUGUCCCAGAAAUUGUUUAUUUUUUGGAAAAGGCAUUAAUAACAAUGUUACCGGUGACCAAAGAUGUGAAAAAAGAUCAUUUCGAGACAUUAAAAAUUAAUACAUACGAUGUUGUUAUUCCAACGAACAUUAGAAAUGUUGAAACAAUUCCACCUUUACAAUUGCAUUCGUUGUUUUCAAAGAAAUUCGAUGACGAUGAAAAAUCCAAUGUUUUUUUCAAUAUAUUAGCUAUAUUGGAUCAAUUUAUUAGUACUGUUUGGAAAAACUUAUCUGCAUUUCAAGAAAUAAUAUUGCCAAUUGAGAAAAUAUUAAAGGAAUACGAAUUAUUGUCCCCAGAAUUACUUUUGGUGAAAAAUAUAAAUGAAAAAAUAGCAAAAUUGGUCAAGUUUAACGUUCAUUUGCCUCUAACUUUACAGGAUCAUAAACCAAUGGCAAUUCCUACUUAUGCCCCUAAAUUUGAAGAAAACUUUAAUCCAGCAAAGAAGUCAUAUGAUCCUGAUAUGACCAGAAACGAAAUCAAUAAGAUGAAAGCACAACUGAAGAAAGAACGUAAGUUCACCAUGAAAGAAAUUCGUAAGGAUACCAAAUUUGAAGCUAGAAAAAGAAUUGAGGAGAAAAAGACAGAGUACGCCGAUUACCAUGGUAAGAUGGCUCGUAUCGUCAAUACCAUUAAUACUGUUGAAGGUGCUGAAAAAAAUAAAUAUGAAAGGGAAAAAAGUUUACGUUCUGGAAAGAAGUAA
Molecule: messenger RNA, 2472 nt
Organism: Saccharomycodes ludwigii
Lineage: Eukaryota; Fungi; Ascomycota; Saccharomycetes; Saccharomycodales; Saccharomycodaceae
Gene: NOP14
Product: snoRNA-binding rRNA-processing protein NOP14
Exons: 1
Coding region: 1-2472 (823 amino acids)
Biological process (GO): maturation of SSU-rRNA
Cellular component (GO): nucleolus; Noc4p-Nop14p complex; small-subunit processome
Source: RefSeq, a predicted model, not a curated record